Penicillium olsonii is the source of this 2670-nucleotide messenger RNA. Lineage: Eukaryota; Fungi; Ascomycota; Eurotiomycetes; Eurotiales; Aspergillaceae. The record is from the annotation of a GenBank genome assembly.
AUGGACCUCUCACGGCAAGAGUACCCAACGCUGCUGGCCACCCUGCAACCCAGCCAAGCUACGACCGUGCUCAACGAUCGCAUUCGAGUGAUAAAUAAGAUCAAUACGGACAUCGCGGACUACCUACAGGAGCGACGUCGCGUUGAAGAGACAUACGCCCAAGGCCUACGGAAGCUGGCGCAUCGGCCACAGUUGGACAAUGGAGCUGCUUUAGGCAUUUUCCAAAUCCCCUGGCAACGAAUCAUCAACGCUACUGAGACGCUUGCCGUAUCGCACGAAACACUAGCCACCAAGAUCGAAGAAGAUGUCGAGCGACCACUAAGAGAAUUCCAUUCUAAGAAUCGGGAGAUGCAAUCUAUGCCAGGGAUCCAGAGCAAUCUGGCGGGGCUGGCCAAGAAUGUGGAGACUGCGCAGAAGAAGGUAGAUAAGGCUAAGUCGAAGGGCGCAAAGGGUGCAGACAAGCUAGCUGCUGAGAUUGCCAACGCGGAAGAAGUUUCUCAGCAAUGGGAAUCCCGAGCACCUUUUGUUUUCGAGCAACUCCAAGCCGCCGACGAGACCCGACUGAACCACCUCCGCGAUGUCUUGACACAAUUGGAAACCCACGAGGUAGACCAGGUUGAGCGUGGUCGCCAGGCCGCUGAAACUUGCCUGAACAUCCUCCUCAAUGUGGAAACAGCGGAUGAGAUCAAGACCUUCGCUGCCAAAAUGGCAGGGGAUCGGGUCCCUCCUGCGACGGCUGUUUCUCGCAGACACACAGAGCGCGCGGAAACACCUUCUGGGCCCGAGCCAGGACCCGAGCGCGCAGCAACGGCUCCUCUUGAGCAGAUGGCUACCCCAACGGAGGCACCACUUUCGCCUCCUUCUCGCACUCAGGAUGAUGCUGCAAGCCAGUAUUCAGAGCCAUCCGAGAGAGCUCCCGCUGCGCAGACACCCCCAGUACCGGAAGUACAGCCGCGACACACACCCCUGGGAGGGUUGAGACGACUUGGCACAGUCAUGAAUCGCAGGAAGAGCGUUGUCGGACCUUCGGCAGGAACCUUUGAUCGAAAGGCCGACAAGAAGCGUAGUCCUUUCGCUGCGUUCAUGCGGGCCGAUUCUUCUCGAGAUAUGCAAAUACCGGAGUCUCCUCCUGGAACUGCUUCUGGUCGCCCGGAUACGUCCUCCGCCGAACACUCAUCCCUGCGCAACCCCAGUGUAUCACAUGAUCAACCCACUUUGGAUGCUGCUGCUCCCAUCUCUGAUCCGUAUGCCGGGGCUGCCACAAACGGUGCCAUAAAUGGUGCCGCGCUUGAUACUCAGACUGGGUUGCCUGACAAUCACGUCAAUCAGGUUGAUUCGGAGGGUUUCACUGAGCGUCCAUCAACUAUCGAUGAAAUCACACGUGCUCAAAAUGAAGCAGCUGGCAUUGAUGAAUCGGCCCUCAACUUGACUAUUCGGGACCAACCGAUCUUCGAGGAUGAGAGUCAGGCAAAACAGGCUAUGGACGACAUGGCAAAUACUUUGCGAAUGCGUGCCCAGGCAACAGGAAUCCGACGAAAUGCAGGUACUAUUCGCGGUCGUCGCGAUGUACGCAAUACGGUUUUCGUUCCUUCGCCUAGCAAUGAGCUUCCACCAAGUUCCGCGGGGUCGGAGUCACAGGCGCCCACAUCGCCCAUCAGACACAUGGCCUCCCCAAGUAUCGCGCCCAGUGUUGCAACAGAUGAUCACACCAUGUCGGACACAACAUCUGUUCGCUCCGGGCACGGUAAUGUCGCUCAAGGACCAUCGGUGCAUCCUGAUCUAUAUGAGUCGGGACUCAAUGCCUCAGUCAUUGAGACUGUCAAUGCAUGGUUCUCUGAAGGAAGUGUUACCAAGUCUUUCGUCGUGGGUGAGCUUGCUCUGGCGAAUAACCCUACGCCUGGCUCCACAGAAGAUCACUCUCGUAUUCGCCUUGAUAACUUCCAGGUCCUUGAGAAGGUGGCAGCCAACCCUCACUUCAUCAAAGAGGCUGCCAAGGAUCCCACCGACGAAAAGCGAGGAGAGUACGAUGUACAGCUGGGCAGCAUUUCCCGUCCCAUGCCAACAGUCGCGUUCAAAUACCAACUUCACCUCGAUCCAACCAACCCUUCUGCGUACUGUCCCGUGAUUUUCAACCCAGUCUGGAACCUCGAGGAGCUCCAAGCCAGCGCAAUCAUCUACUACUCCCUCAACCCAGCCUUCAUCGGCCACCCAGUCGAGUCCAUCUCCCUCAAGAAUCUCGUCCUGACCAUCAACCUGGACACCGCUGCCGAAGACGAGGUCACUAAGCAGCCAAGAGCGUCUGUUGCCCACGCCACCAACGCUGCAAUGUACCCGAACACGGGUGCUGUAUUCCGCCGCAAGACCUCAACUGUUACCUGGAGGAUCCCCGAGCUGGAAGUCAAAGCCAUGACUGCUCCAGGUGCAGAGGGCAAGUUCCUUGUCCGCUUCUCGACAUCGACUCCAGGCCCUCGCAAGGGUAACGUGGAGGCUAAGUUUGAGCUUCGGACUGCCGAUUCCGCCUCCCAGCUUGGUAUCAGCCGUGCUGUAUCGGGUGGGGAGCAGGAAUCCGAUCCUUUUGCUGAUGAGGAUCGCGAAGCUCAGCCCUCCAGUUCAUGGCUGGGUGUCCCGACUACUCGCAAGUUGAUUGGCGGGAAGUAUGUAUCUUCCUAG